This is a messenger RNA of Arvicanthis niloticus (Nile rat), 3186 nucleotides long. RefSeq names its product transmembrane protein 108 (gene Tmem108). NCBI's taxonomy places the organism in Eukaryota, Metazoa, Chordata, Mammalia, Rodentia, Muridae. Gene Ontology annotation, biological process: postsynaptic density organization; dendrite extension; retrograde axonal transport. Gene Ontology annotation, cellular component: early endosome; postsynaptic density; axon. The record is from RefSeq and is a predicted model, not a curated record.
GGGGGCCGGAGGGGCGAAGGCGCGAGAGCGCGAGUGCGCGUGCGCGAGCGGCGGGGCUUUCUCCGGAGCCGUCGGAGGGAGCCGGAGCGCUUCUCCCGAGAUCGCUUAGCUGUGGUCCAGCAUGCAGAAGUGAGCGUGUGGCGAAAGGCAGCAGGUCCGAUGGGUUGCGAGGAUGUAAGAGCGUUUGAAGGCUUCCACCCCCUCUCCUCCAGGAAUCAUGAAUAAACUGGAGGACAAGCAGGACCAGAUGAUACCAUGAAGAGAAGUUUACAGGCCCUCUAUUGCCAACUGUUAAGCUUUCUCCUGACCUUGGCACUGACCAAAGCACUGGUACUUGCUGUCCAGGAACCAUCUCCCAGGGAAUCUCUGCAGACCCUCCCCUCAGGCAGCCCCCCAGGCACCAUGGUGACAGCACCUCACAGCCCCACCAGACUCUCCUCUGUUGUGACACUGAACCCUAAACCUGAUGGACCCUCAUCACAGGCUGCAGCUACCAUGGAAACUACAAUAUCUCAUCCAGAAGGGCACCCUCCUACAGACACCACGUCCACAGUUAUGGUGACAGCUGCCAUCCCCCAUCCUGAAAGCCCUCUGCCCACAGGUUCCCCUCCAGCUGUCAUGGCAACCACAUCCUCCCCCUCAGAGAGCCGCCCCCCAGGGAAUGCUGCCCCCGCCACCACCCUGCCAACAAAGCCAACAGGAACCACCAGCCGCCCCACAACGUCCCCACGGGCCACCACUCGUAGGCCUCCCAGACCUCCAGGCUCUUCCAGGAAGGGGACUGGUGGUUUGUCUCGCACUCUUCCACCUGUACUCGGUGGCCAUUUGGCAAGGAAGGAAAGCCAGAGGGGACGAAAUCAGAGUUCAGCACAUCUGGGGCCAAAGCGUCCUCUGGGGAAGAUCUUCCAAAUCUACAAGGGUAACUUUACAGGGUCCGUGGAGCCAGACCCCUCUGCUCUCACGCCCAGGACCCCACUCGGGGGCUACUUCUCUUCGACACAGCCCCAGACAGUGUCUCCAGCUACAGCACCCAGAAGCACCUUGUGGGUGCCUCCUACAACUUCCCUGGUACCUACAAAGGACAAACCAGGCCUUAUCAGAGCCAACCAGGGGAGUGGCCCCACAUUUACCAGCCCAGGAGGGGAGCCAGAUGCCACAGCAGCCUCAGGUGCCCCUGCCAGUACACAGCCUGCCCCAGUGCCUUCUCAGAGCCCUCAUGGCGACAUACAGGACAGCGCCAGCCACAGUGACUCUUGGCUUGCUGUCACCCCUGACACUGACAGACCCACGUCUGCCAGCCACGGGGUCUUCACGGCUGCCACAGGGCCCACCCAGGCUGCCUUUGAUGCCAGUGUCUCAGCCCCUUCCCCAGGCAUCCCUCAGGGACCAUCUGCAACCCCUCAGGCCCCAACCUGGCCCUCUGGGGUCUCAGAAAGCACUGUUUCUCCAGCUGAGGAAAAGGCUGAGGCCUCCACCACGACCACCAACAGGGGGCCCAGACCGCUCUCCACAGUGCUGUCCACAGCCACAGGCAACUUCCUCAACCGCCUGGUCCCUGCUGGGACCUGGAAGCCAGGAACAGUAGCCAAUAUCUCCCAUGUGGCUGAAGGGGACAAGCCUCAGCACAGAGCCACCAUCUGUUUGAGCAAGAUGGAUAUUGCCUGGGUCAUCUUGGCCAUCAGUGUGCCCAUCUCUUCCUGCUCCGUCCUGUUGACCGUGUGCUGCAUGAAGAGGAAGAAGAAGACGGCCAACCCCGAGAACAACCUGAGCUACUGGAACAACGCCAUCACCAUGGACUACUUCAACAGACAUGCGGUGGAGCUCCCAAGGGAGAUCCAGUCCCUAGAGACCUCAGAGGACCAGCUCUCAGAGCCCCGCUCUCCAGCCAAUGGCGACUAUCGAGACACUGGGAUGGUCCUCGUCAACCCCUUCUGCCAGGAAACACUGUUCGUGGGAAAUGACCAAGUUUCCGAGAUCUAGACGCAGCAGCCUCCGCUUUGCCACUCCCUAUUUUUGUCUCUAAAUUAUAAAUAUACAAAUAUAUAUAUUAUAAAUAUAACCUUUGUGUAACCCUGACUUAAUAAGAGACAUUUUCAGCUUUUUUUCUUAAGAAUUGUCAACAUCUUUUUUACAAGUGUGGUUUAAAAAAAAUUUACAGAAUGACCCAUGGCUUUAUAAAAUAAAGGUAUUUCUAAGCAAAGCAGUUGCACUGAUUGCUUCUCUUAACUGUUCUGGGCAUGCAGAGGUUCCAAGAGCCCUGGGCAAGUGAGGAAAGAGACCAGUCUCCCGUGGAAGCUGGAUGUCAGUAUAGCCAAAUGAGUAUGGCCAUACUGUGUCAUUUGUGUGGUCUUGAUGCUCUGGUUCCCUUGACUCAGUGUGCCCACAUCACCUGUCUUUUUGUAUGUAUCCUAGUGGCGGGAACUGGGGCACCAUGGCAGAAGACAUAGGCAAGUGUAUAAAACAGAAGGAAACUUGUCAGCCUGGAGCCUCACUGUACCAUCACUGAAUAUUGAGUGUGACAGGAUUGGUGAAGGCCAUCAAGGCAUCAAGAGCCUCCAGCCCCCUUUUUUGACCCCACAGGAUGCUCCCACCAUGUGAGAAGAAACAGGACUGCCUUUGUCUGGCAGGAAAGUGGUCCCUAGAAACCCUUCUUGGCUUCCCUUCCAACACCCCACCUGCCUUGGACCUCAUGCCUCUCCUCCUGGAGGACAGAUACAGAUCUCAACCUAGGGGCUAAAGCAGCACUUGCCCUGCCCUGUUCAAGGAUCAAGUGUUUGUUGGGAUUCAGUAUUGCUUUCUCCAAAGGCAAUGACAGUGUGCCCCCUGAGAAACAGGUUUAUCUAGAAAGCCUUGUGGUAUAGAACUAUUUUUUUUAACCUUCCCCCAUUAAAUCUUUAAAGAAAAAGAUUGCCAAAUGAAUCACUUGAAAGAAGUGCCAUUCUGUCUACAGGCAGAAGCACAGCAGACCUGCCCACAAACCUGCCAUCCGAUUUCACCGUCCCUGCCCCCUUGUUCCCCUGGGUCCAGGUCCAGCUGCCUUCCCAGCCCACACUAUACCCAGUGUGACCAACAAGGAGCAGACUCUCAGAGACCCAAGAGGGGCUUCUGGAGCCAAUCGCUUUUUCUCUGUUACUUUCCUAACCCACCAUGGCUAGGGAUUUAACUUCAACCCCUCCCCCCUUCUCU